AUGAUGCUAUCAGGAGUAUCAGGUCAGGGUGGAUAUGGGUGCGGAGCAGGUGUGCUUAAUAUUGGGUUUGUCUUUCAGUGUGAAACGGAGCUCAAUAUAUGUUUUUGUCAGAACUCGCAGUCUGCAGCCUGCAGAGUCGGCAUUGCAGCAGCCCCCAUGGCGUCCACAGCGAGCGUCAAGCUCUCUGCGAGGCCUCUUCCUCAAAGGUUGGGGAAGCUUGAAGAUAGGCUUGUGGCUAGGUGUCCCUGUCAAUGUCCUCUACCAGUUCAAAAGCACCAAGGCGUCGGUCUGAGGUCGACGCGGACAGGCGCUACAGCUCCAAAUGUUGCUCAAAAGUCCAAAGCACCGACAGAGAGGCAUAGAAGGGCUCUCCACUGUAGAUCCGUGCUGGAAGCUCCGACAGCCGACACAACAUCAGAAAAGAGGGAAGGAGCAGAAAAUGGUGAGGCCAGUGGGAAUGGGGCGCUGCAUGGGCAGCAGGACGCCGCGAACGGCGUCAGCAAUGGUCAUGCUGACGUCAUAGAGAACGGGGCAGGGGAUAGCGCUGACGUCAUAGAGAAUGGGGCAAGGGAUAGCGUGCACAAUGAGGAGGGAAGUGAGGGCGAGGGAGAUGAAAGCGCAGAGGAGCGGAAAGCGAGGGAGGAGGAAGCGGCUUCGAGGAAGCUGGCGGCAGACCUUGCGGCGGAGGUGGCCAAGCGGCGGAACUUUGCAAUCAUAUCGCACCCCGACGCUGGGAAAACGACGCUGACGGAGAAACUUUUGCUGUACGGAGGAGCCAUCCAUGAGGCGGGGGCGGUGAAAGCGCGCAGGGCGAGCAGGCACGCCACAUCGGAUUGGAUGGCCAUGGAACAACAGAGGGGUAUCUCAAUUACCUCAACGGCUAUGGUGUUUGAAACCAAGGGCCACUCCAUCACCCUCCUCGACACUCCAGGUCACGCGGACUUUGGAGAGGACACAUACAGGACGCUCGCGGCCGCAGACAACGCGGUGAUGCUGGUCGACGCGGGGAAGGGUCUCGAGCCACAGACCCGGAAGCUGUUCGAGGUGUGCCGCAUGCGCAAGCUGCCCGUCUUCACGUUCAUGAACAAGCUGGACCGCCCCGCCAAAGAACCCCUCGAGUUGCUCGACGAGAUCGAAAAGGAGUUCGCACUGCAGACGUACCCCGUCAACUGGCCGAUUGGGUCUGGCGACCGGUUCGUCGGCGUAUACCACCGGCCACGCAAAGAGGUCCACCUCUUCCAGCGGGACGCAUCUCACGGGAGUCGGGAGAUUAUCAGCACGGUCUUGGCGGGCGACGACCCGACGCUAAAAGAUAUUAUCGAACCGGACCUGUACGAACAGCUGCAGGAAGAACUAGAGUUGCUAGAAGAGUUGACGCCGCCGCUGGACAUGGACCGUGUGCGGAGCGGCGACUUGUCGCCGGUGUUCUUCGGGAGCGCGAUGAACAACUUCGGGGUGGAGCUGUUUCUAGAAAGUUUUCUGGGCUACGCGGUCCCGCCGAAAGCGUACGAGAGCAGCCGCGGCGAGAUCAGCCCCGAGUACCCGCACUUCACGGGCUUCGUCUUCAAGCUGCAGGCCAACAUGGACCCGCGGCAUCGGGACAAGGUCGCCUUCGUUCGCGUCUGUUCAGGUCAAUUCGAGAAAGGCAUGAAGGUACAGUUGGCGCGUACGGGGAAGACCAUCGCACUGACCCGGCCGCAGAAGCUGUUUGCGCAGGAGCGGAGCACCAUGGAGACCGGCUUUGCGGGAGAUGUGAUCGGGUUGAACAACCCGAACGCCUUUGCGAUUGGCGACACGAUCUUCUCGGGCCCCCGGUUGGCUUACCCGGCCAUUCCGUGCUUCUCCCCCGAGCUGUUCAUGUACAUCAAAAACCCGAACCCGUCCAAGUACAAGCAGUUCCAAAAGGGCAUCUCGGAGCUCCUGGGAGAGGGCGCCGUGCAAGUGCUCUACUCCAUGGACCCGGGUCAGACCAACCCAAUCCUUGCGGCUGUCGGGCAAUUGCAAUUUGAGGUUGUGCAACAUCGGAUGCAGAGCGAAUACAACGUUGAUACUACUUUGGAACCGAUUGGUUACACCGUUGCACGUUGGGUCGUUGGCGGGUGGGAUGCCCUCGAAAAAGUGGGCAGAUUGUACAAUUGUGCGACGGUAAAGGACAUGUGGGGGCGCCCAGUGCUACUCUUCCGUAAUGAUUGGAACGUCUCGCAGUUGCUUAACGAUAAUCCUGAGAUUGGCGAGCUAGCUCCAUAUUCACUUCCACCAACAGAACAAGGCUAACAAAACCACAUAAAACAGAAGUCCGGAUGUUCUCACUAACCAACAAGGAUGCCGAUGCAAAGACGUGUAAUUGUCUUCGCCCU
Molecule: messenger RNA, 2357 nt
Organism: Klebsormidium nitens
Lineage: Eukaryota; Viridiplantae; Streptophyta; Klebsormidiophyceae; Klebsormidiales; Klebsormidiaceae
Source: the annotation of a GenBank genome assembly